Messenger RNA from Ostreobium quekettii, 1626 nucleotides. The record is from the annotation of a GenBank genome assembly. NCBI's taxonomy places the organism in Eukaryota, Viridiplantae, Chlorophyta, Ulvophyceae, Bryopsidales, Ostreobiaceae.
AUGACGUUGAUUUCUGUGGAGGUAGGGCAGUGCGGCAUACAGGUUGGCAGUGCAUUCUGGAAGAUAAUGGACGCUUCUCUGGAUGUGCUCGAUCGGCCCACACAGCUCCAAGGCCUCCACAGCAUUGCUGGUAGUUUGGGGAGGGAUUGGGAUUGGGCAAGGGGCUUCCUGCGUGAAGGCAGGCAGGGACAGCAGACAGCCAGAUGCAUUGUGGUGGACUCUGAUCCAAGACAGGUUCUACACAGGCCUGCGAUCUGCAGAAAUUUUGCACCCACUGGGCAUUCAGUCGUGGGUAAAGGAUGUUCUGGCAAGAACUGGGCACAGGGCUACCGCCAUGCAAAUGGGAACAUGCUUUGGGAGGUGAAACCACAAUCCAGGAGAAUUCAGAAGGCAGCAAAAUGGACAGCUGAUAUGAGAGACCCUACAUCUGCCUGUGAUGGGGAGCUUCUUGAAAUCUUUGUUGAAGCAUUGCGAAAAGAAACUGAGGCGUGCGAUGGAAUUCCUGAGUUCCUGAUUUGGCACAGCAUGGGGGGCGGCGCAGGGGGCGGAGUUGGGUCUGGCGUUCUUGAAGCAAUUCGCUGCGAUUUCCCACGCAACUACAUAGGGACGAUUUCUAUUGCACCUUUGCUUGCUGGGUUUGAGCCAAUGCAAAAGGUGAACACUGCCAUGACAAUGUCCUGGCUCCAGACCUACGCCGAUGUCGUCAUGCUCUUCCAGACAGAUCGAGUUCUAGCCUCCCUUGCCAGCAAACAGAAUUGCGGAGCCAGAGGACUACAUGAUGACAGUGUUAAUUGGGAAAUCUCCAAACAUGUGGCAUCAGUGCUCUGGCCUUUGGAUGAAGUGGAAGGGCUUCGGGGAAAAACAGUAAUGUCCGAUGUGGUCAUGCAUGUCUGCCCUGACCCUGGGAUGAAGUUCACUGAAGUUAGCAUGGCGUCCUCCUCGCAACGCCUUGCAACAGAUUCCCCAAGAGGCUGGCGGAAGCUCAUCAGGGAAGCUUUCCAUGGUCUUGGAAAAGGCAGCCACCAGGGCACACAGCAGCCAAUCGUCAGCUCGGCCUCGAUGGUGAUCGGUCGGGCCAGUGCCCAGAGGCCUCCUUCCAUUCAACAGGGAGCAAAAGCAUUCCAACAAUGUGCCAAAUGCCUGUCUCACAGUGGGCUGCGCAGGCCGCCACAAGCGGCUGAGGCUGUGUCUGUCGGAGCAUUAGGGAGGGACAAAUCAAGGCAGUUGGGCUUGCUCCUGAGGGAUGAAUGUCAAAGGCAUUGCCAAGGGGCAGCAUCAUUGUUUGGGGCCACGGAGAGCGUGCAGACUCGGGGAUCCACGUUGGCUCCAUCCUUUGGCGAGCAUGCGGUGCGAGGGAUAAAUCCCACAAAAGAGCGGCAGAAGCCACGUGAAUCGCCCUGCAGUGUUGCCAUCGUGUCCAACAGAUUCAAUGUCGCAGACUUCUCAAUGAGCCUUUCGAAAGCCGUGACACGCCUUUGCGACACUGGUGCCUACAUGCAUUGGUACGAAAUUAACGGUUGCAGCAGGGAUGCGGUGCGGGAGGCGUGUCGCAGUCUGGAGGAUUUGGCAGAUCGUUAUGGUCAAUCUCAUUUUCUAUCUCACACCAAUGGCGCUCCUACCCGAUAA